This is a messenger RNA of Vigna radiata var. radiata (mung bean), 633 nucleotides long. RefSeq lists its product as uncharacterized. The record is from RefSeq and is a predicted model, not a curated record. NCBI's taxonomy places the organism in Eukaryota, Viridiplantae, Streptophyta, Magnoliopsida, Fabales, Fabaceae. Bases 1 to 633 code for a protein of 210 amino acids. The transcript is spliced from 3 exons.
AUGUUUAGGGAUGCCCGCAAUGCAGGGGAGCGCCCUUACUGGAUGAGCGAGAACAUUUGGAACGCUUUACUUGCACAUUGGAAUUCAGUAGAGUUUCGCAACAAGUGUGCUACAGCCAAGAGAAACAGAGCGUCUGAAAAGGGUGGCGCCUUGCAUACUGGAGGGUCGAUCACAGUUCACGAGCAUGCCAUUCGUAUGGCACAAGCUCUGGGACGGGCGGUCCAUGUUGACGAGGUCUUUGCACAGACCCAUGUUCGGAAGGGCACUAAUGAAUUUGUUGAUGAAAGAUCUCGCAAGACUCAUCACCAUCCUUCUUCUUCUUCCACCCCUUCUGCUGACGAGGCCAUCCAGCGCUUGACACAGCUACUAGAGCAACAUGACCAGGAAAACCGUCAAUUGAGAGAAGAAUACAGUGACUUGAGAAACGAGUUUACAAACUUCAAGUCCCUGGUCAUGAGAGCGCUGCCUCAAACUUCAGACACUCCUUCGACCGUCCCUCCGACCCAGCCACAACCCUCCCCAUCACCCACCGUCCCUCAGCAGUCCACAUCAGUCCAGGCCACAUCAGUCCAGCCAUCUACAGAGGAUCAGCAGGAUGAUGAAUAUGAUUCUGAUGACAAUGUAGUAUUUUAG